Molecule: messenger RNA, 150 nt
Organism: Symbiodinium pilosum
Lineage: Eukaryota; Dinophyceae; Suessiales; Symbiodiniaceae
Source: the annotation of a GenBank genome assembly
AUGUCUUCACCCUUUUUAGGGCACAAGACAACGAGAUGUACGUUGCCAGGACGCAGGCCGUGGCUGACCAGAGGAAGGCCAAAGCCAAAGCACAGGCUUUCGAGCAAAAAAAGCAGCCUGCAUACCACCAGGUGGGAGCGUUGCGGUUGA